CAAACAGACGCUGCAGCGACGGAGUAAAGAGAAAAUACUACAUAUGCAUCUCCUUACUGUUGCUGAGAAGCCUACCAAUCAAAGGGUGCAGAAAUUAAUGAGAAAAACAGUCAUGUAUUAUUCGUUGUCACGCUCCUACUCAAAAGCACUCGUCUCAAAUAUAUUUAAAAGCCAUAUAAAAAGAAUUGAAAGGCAGAAAUUCACAUUAACAGACAGCACCUGAAAGCGGCAUAGACUAAGCCCAGUGUGUGUAUGUGCAUGUGUGUGCGCUGGCGCUCUGUUUGUGAGGCAGAGAGUUGCGUGCGAAGAGCUCGACAUGUCAUUCAGAGGAAUCCGCCACCUGAAACGCGAGGAAGUGAAGGCGACUCAAUUGGGUAUAAAGCAUCAGCCAACAUCUGCCCCGAGCAGUGCAAAGCUGAUGAAAACAUCAGCUCGGAGCUCAUACAGGACCUCUCCGAUUUAUUUUAUUUCCCUUGGAUUUAUCAUUUGGCAUAACCGAGUCGGUGCACCCAGGGAGACGCAUCUCUUUUCUGCACUUUGAGUGAAUGUGACUCCACAACCAUCACUAUACUGGAAUUAACUCAUACCCACAGGGAUUUUGGCGCACCUGUUACCUCCACGGAGCGCAAUAUCAUGAUCCCUCCGGGAGACUGCAUGUAUGCAGGCAGAAAGAGGAGGAAGCCCGUGCAGAAACAGAAGCCGUCCUCUGCCAAUGAGAAAACCAACCCGUCCAAGCGGCACAGAGACAGGCUGAAUGCUGAGCUGGACCGGCUGGCCAGCCUGCUGCCGUUCCCCCCGGAUGUCAUCUCCAAGCUGGACAAGCUGUCCGUGCUGCGGCUUGCAGUUUCCUACCUCCGUGUCAAGAGUUUCUUCCAAGCGAGCCAUGAGAAGCCCUCCAGGAAGCACAAUAUCAGCACAGCAUCCUCUAACCCUGAACCCAGGAAAGAGAGCCUUCCAAUGGGCACCACCGUCAAUGAAAGCAGCCUCCUCCUGGAAUCUCUUACAGGCUUUGCCUUGGUGGUGAGCAGUGAUGGGAUGGUCUUUUAUGCCUCUUCAACCAUAGUGGACUAUCUGGGAUUUCAUCAGACUGACGUGAUGCACCAGAAUGUGUUCGACUACAUCCACAUAGACGACCGUCAGGAGUUCAGACGCCAGCUCCACUGGGCCAUGUGUCCUCCACAGGGGCCGCCGACACACCAGGACCACCAGCUAGCUGCAGGGACUGGUGAGGACUUUGUAGUGAGCAGCCUGUUCCAUUCUCCGGAAGCAGGGGGAAUUUCUCCUGAGCUCUCCUGCUUUCUCAACAGAUGUUUCAUUGCCAGAGUCCGAUGCCUCUUGGACAGCACCUCUGGAUUCUUGACUAUGCAGUUUCAGGGUCGGUUGAAGUUCCUCCACGGUCAGAAAAAGAAGUCAGCCUCCGGGACUCCGAUGCCUCCCCAGCUGGCUCUGUUCUGCAUAGGUGUCCCCCUUCUACUGCCCUCCAUCACAGAGAUGAAAAUGAAGAACAUGUUAAUGCGAGGGAAGACCAAGGGAGGAGGUGGAGGGAUUAUCUCUGCACUGGAGCAUGGUGAGCGAGGGGAACACCUCCGGAGGCACUCCUUCAGUGGGGGAAUGGGUGACAUUGCAGACCCUCUCCUCCUCUCCUGUCCCACUCCUGGCGCUACCCAGCGGGGUCACCACACUCCCUGGACCCCCCUCUCCAAAGACAACCUCAAGUACCGCCCUGAGGGUUACUACAACCAGGAGGAGCCCCUCAACUUCUGCAAAUCCACCAUGGCUUCCCAUAAAGGUGUCAGCCCAGGCCUGGGCGGCGGUUGGCCUCUGCGGCCAAACUCAGGCCCCCUCAGAACGGGCCAGGGUGUCGGCUACAUCACCUCUAACCGUAUGAACAAGGCCGGCCAGUACGGGAAGCCAUACCGCCUUUCCCCCAGCUGCCACAGCGGCAGAGGAGCUGAGGUUUUUGUCUCUAAGCUCUACGGGAACGUCCAGAUUCCCACAGACCCAGAUGCAUACUGCGUGGACCUGGUGAAGAAUGAGAACGGCUAUGGGGAGUGCUAUGAAGGCCACCUGAUGUCCGAGAUGCCAAUCAAGGUAGAGCACGACUCGGACUCUGAGAAUGGCUGCGAUGCCUAUGGGCGACCCUGGGCUUGCCGUGACCCAGAGGCCAUCGAACGCCGCUAUGGUAACGGGGUAUAUGACCAGAGCUCAAGCCUCCAUCUCAAAUCAGAGGCAGAUUAUUAUGAUCCGCAGUACUCGCCCUGUCAACGAGGGAAAGCAGGAAUCAGCCCACCGUACAACAACGGAAACUAUCAGAACUAUGCAGUCAACAACAGCGGGAACACAACCGGACGGCUGUUAAAAUGUGACAAAGACUUGGGCAAUAACAACGACAACAGCCAGUUUAGUCCUCAGAGACUCUCUCACUCAGACUCUCUAUGCAGCAACCAAUCAGUCAACCUCAUGGACUCACACAUCUACCCACAGGACCCACACAAGGCCUACAUGCACCCGGACUACAACAAGCACGGCACUUACGAGUUCAAAGGUCACGGCCUGGUCCAUUCGAUCAAGCAGGAGCCCAUGGACUCCCCACCAUGGUCUGAGAGCGCUCACGACAUAAACCAGUCCAUGAUGGUUGGUCCAAGGAACGUUAUGCCAUGUGUCAUGAGCACAGGGCACCACAAAUCUAGUCCCUACAUUUAUAUGCCAUAAGAGUGAUUGGUGCAAAAACGUCAUCAGAUAAUUUCACACACUGACACACACACAAACACAUACACACACUCAAGCAAUCAGUGUGCAUUAAAGUACUUUGCAUUGCGCCACAUGCACCAGCAUUACAAAAGGAUUCCCAGGAUGUCAACAUGUAAAAGACUUCUUCUGUUUGAUGAAGAGGUCAUAAAUAAGGCUCAGGUUCUAGUGUUAGUGUUGUGACAAUCAAACGUAAAUACUUUGAAUCCAGUUUAUGGAUAGAUGAUUUUUGUUUUUAAGAAAUACAUUUUGUAGUUGGUUCCUAGCACUUUUGAAUUUAGUGACAAUGAGACAAAUGAUGUCUAGAAACACCAUUUCAUUUUGUUUUAUGUGUUGUGUACACCUGGCUUUUGUGGGAGGAACAAAGAUUUUGCUGUAAAAAGAGACUUUUUUGUUUUUACGUUGUACACAGGAGAUGAUUUAGACCUACUGCUGGUUUUAUCAAGGGAGAUGGCUGAUUAUGAGAGCACACUUCCAAGGCGGUCAUAAAAACUUAAAGGAUAAUCUGCCUUGAUGGUAGUUUUGCAUGUUUUAGUGCUUUAACUAUAAAACACCGACCUAUUUCAUAACUGCCCCCAGUGAUGUGUGAAUGAAAUUUACUAGUUUCUAUGCAUUUUAGACUUGUGUUAAAAUCAACUCCCAGAGACUUGAAACUUAAUCAGUUGCAGUAAAAAUAAUGUUUGGUCACAGUUACAUAUAUGUUGCAUGAAAAUGCUUUUGCAACCAGGGUCUGUUUAGAAAACACUCCUCAUUCCUGCAUUCAAGGACUCUGAUAUCAAAUACUGAGCAUUUUUAAUGCUUGGCACAACCAAAUUCAUAUGAUCUUUUUCAAAACAGCUUUGUUUACUCAAAAUCUGUGUUGUGAAUUUGAUAUUCCAAGAGCAUAGCGUACAAUGCAAUGCUUGGACAGUUAAAAAAAAUGGUUUCUUCUUGCAAAUGCAGAAUUCUUUGGAAAAAUUAUGCAACUUGAAGUUACUGGACCAAAACAUGUAAAACUAUUGGCCAAAGCUUUAAAUAUUUUCAUUACAUCAUUUAAAAAAAAAAAACCUAAACUAGUAACUGAUAAAUCAUAUAAAGGCAUACAUGAGGGGGCACAGGAUGUAGGAUAACAAACGCUCAGCCACCACCUGUGGUUCAAGCAUGUGCUCCUUGACCUCCUUGUGUAACAGAUGAAUGAUCACACUAGAAUUGCCCUUAAAUAACAGGACCUAAGAUGAACAUGGACCUAAGAAAGAUGGUCUGCGCCAGUUGAACGACUAUAUUAAUUAUCAGUUGAAGGUUUGUUUGGACAAGGUAGAAGUGUUUGUUUAAAUUGAAGGAAAAGAAGGCAGUCUGUUGUUAAAAGGUUCAGUGUUGAUUCUUCUUUAAAUGCACACAAUAAUUUUAUCAUUUUAAGUCAUGCAACACCUGUCGAACAUAAAAAUAAUUUAUGUGAUUUUAUGUCAAAGCUAAUGUUGUACAGUUUUGAUUAACAUUUCAAACUAAAAGCAGAAUAUCUCACUGCAGAUAAGACACAUUUCCUUUGAAAUGAAUAUACACUUUUCAUGUUGUCUUUUGAGUCCGAAAACAUCAGACGUUGUCUUCACAAUCAAUAUUUUUGCACAAAUAAAUUAAAAGCACCAAAUUGAUUCAAUGUCAGAGUCUCAGUUCUGUGAAGCUACUGUUGUAGUUUCUAAAUUGCACUACUGGGAGUAGUUCAGUCGAAGUUCAGCCUACCCAGACGAGUUUUUGAGUCGACACGCACAACUGUACAUGGUGUCACUGUUUUGAAUUUGUCUUUUUCUCUUUGUGUGUGUUCAUUUCAAUAAAUGUUUGAUGAUUGGUAUUUAUUGUAAGAGGCAAAAGUGUAUAAUUUAAAAAAAAAAACUACAGUUUUGAAGGCUUUUCUGUUUCACUAAGGUAAAUAAAUAUGGCUUUUUUUUCUUGCGAUCUUUUUGAUAAAUGUCAUACUUGUCUCAUGGAGGAGGUAGCUGCAAGGUAGCGAACACAGUGUACAUAUGCAGUGUCUUCCAAUGUUUCUACGUGUUUUUGCAAAGGGGACUUAUCUAUUA
Molecule: messenger RNA, 4799 nt
Organism: Epinephelus moara (kelp grouper)
Lineage: Eukaryota; Metazoa; Chordata; Actinopteri; Perciformes; Serranidae
Gene: ahrra
Product: aryl-hydrocarbon receptor repressor a
Exons: 9
Coding region: 634-2712 (692 amino acids)
Biological process (GO): regulation of transcription by RNA polymerase II
Cellular component (GO): aryl hydrocarbon receptor complex; nucleus
Molecular function (GO): nuclear receptor activity; transcription cis-regulatory region binding; protein dimerization activity
Source: RefSeq, a predicted model, not a curated record